AUGGCCGAGGAUGCUAGAAAAUGGGCGUGUCCCCGCUGCACUUUCGAGAAUUGGCCACGUUCCCUACGUUGCACUCUCUGUGACGCCCCACGGCAGACCUUAUACCAUCCAGUGGAGAACAAGUCACCUUGCAUUGAUACGAGCAACUCCAAGUUGUUCAGCGGGGGUUGGUCUUGCCCCACUUGCACCUAUGACAACUGGGCCGCAUCCGGCCGUUGUACUCAAUGCGGCACCACUUCACCCCUUGCCUCCACCUCAAAGCAGCCCUCUACUGACUACUUACCUUCUUCUCCAUCCCUCACGUCAUUGGGUGUCGUUAAGUGGAUCUGUCCUUCAUGCACUUAUGAAAAUUGGCCGAAAUCCAAGCGCUGUGUCAUGUGUAGAUCCUCUCCUCCACCAUCAUCUCUUGCCUCCUCUAGCAGCUGUACUAUCACUUCCACCAUCGACUGGAUUUCUGCAUGCAAGGCCGUCAUCACGGGUGAUUCUGAUGUUCUUAAAAAGUUUAUUCUCACUGCCGGAUCUCUGUCUCCUCUCUCCUCUCGCCAACUCACCCCACAGGACUGUCAGAUGCUGGAACAGUGGUCAAGUGGCGAGAGUAAUGUCCUCAAACCUGGCCUUUCGCUACUUGACUUAGCGAGAUUCUAUAAUCGGACCGAGUGGGUCAGUAGUCUUUCGGCCCUUUAUCCGACAAGCUCUCUGACAAGGCCAGGUGCCAAGCGUUCGGUCUGCCAGUCAAGCGCUUGUGCAGCAAAGGAGUUGCGGCGACUCUUGGACUCAUGUGUGCGUCAACGGAGGGGGUCAUUUCGCUGCUCCUACCUUAUUGAAUUCGGUACCUUUUAUCUCCCCUCAGAGAUCAGAGAUUUGCCCUGCUCAUCACGGGAGGUGAUGUUAAAAGAGCUCUGUGAUACUGAGGUUCAAAAUGAACUGGAGGUUCGAAGCCAAGUGAUCAAUUGGUGGGUCGUUGAGGGACAACAAAAUCAGCCUACCAGUCGACUUCUAGCCCUAUGGAAUCGAACUGACGGUGAUUGCUUGCUGGAUAGCCUUAUGCAGGCCUGCUGGGGAGUGUUCGACCAGCAGAGUACCUUGCGUCAUGCGUUGACCGAGAGCAUAAGAGCUUGCGAGGGGCAGUUCUACCGAAUCUGGCGUGAACACGAAGUCCAUCAGGCCGCUAGCCAAUAUCAACCGGAUGAAGAGCAACUCCUUCGAGAUUGGCAUUCUGCUUUGACCGCAGCCAGUCUAACCCGUUCACCUCUGGAGCAAAUUCACAUCUUCGUCCUUGCGCACGUCCUCCGUAGGCCAAUCAUCGUAUAUGGUGUCAAGUACAUCCACAACUACCGCGACGAACCAAUCGGACUGGCAAACUUUGAAGGGGUUUAUCUUCCACUGCUCUGGGAGUCCACCUUCUGCUCCCGCGAUCCUGUAAUCCUCGGCUAUACACGAGGUCACUUCACCGCCCUCGUUCCUAUCGAGCCACCUCGCAAUCCUGCUUCACCCGCAUCUACCUCCUCCUCCUUAUCCUCUGAUGGCUCCUCUGUCACCCCCGCCUCAACCGUUACAUCUACCGCUUCUUCCUCUGCAGCUGCCGCUGUUUCAAAAUCGGAGGGGGAGAUGGAGGAUUGCGCUUCAGCUGAGCGGUGCGAUCCGCUCCACCUUCCCGCUGUCUCUGAAUGCUCGAUCUAUCUGCCCCUUUUUGAUCGACACGGUACUCCGCUGCCGAUCCCCUUCGCCUCAAAAAGUGCUGUGGCCCCAAGCGAUACCCAACUCCUUCGUGAUCGGCUGGAGACGAUGUCGACCCGUCGGGGUCUGCUCCUGGCUCGUCUGUGUCUGCCAACAAGGAGACACUGCUUAGUAGAGGACAUCGUGAGGGACUGGCUUCUCGUUUAUCGCAGGAUGGCUGCAACCACUCCCACGCCUUCUCCUGCUUCUGCUAACGCGACUGAUGCCAGUGGGAGUAACGGCGUGGGGGUCUAUGGUGGACGAGCAGAAAUGAAUGUGUCUCGACAGGCAGCACUCGAGGCGUCUGCAGUGGUGUUUAACGCGACAUCUUUAACUUCAGCCAUCCUCCUGCUUUCGAGGAAAUGGAAAUUGCAAACUCGAGACCGCCAGGCCGCAGAAGACAGAAUUGUCCCCGAUCAGUUGCUCAUGCGCGGCAUCUUCAGCGUGGGUUCUCACUUUUCAGAGACUCAAUUUCAGGUUUUAUCCAUCUUCACUUUUGAAGACACAACCACAUGUCUGGUGUGGUGUGAUUUGGGGCUGCUGCGUUCAUGUGCCCUCCAUCGAACUCGCCGAUCCGAUUGUUAG
Echinococcus granulosus is the source of this 2301-nucleotide messenger RNA. RefSeq names its product Ubiquitin thioesterase zranb1-A. Gene Ontology annotation, cellular component: nucleus; cytoplasm. Gene Ontology annotation, biological process: protein deubiquitination involved in ubiquitin-dependent protein catabolic process. NCBI's taxonomy places the organism in Eukaryota, Metazoa, Platyhelminthes, Cestoda, Cyclophyllidea, Taeniidae. The record is from RefSeq and is a predicted model, not a curated record. The transcript is spliced from 8 exons. Bases 1 to 2301 code for a protein of 766 amino acids. Gene Ontology annotation, molecular function: K63-linked polyubiquitin modification-dependent protein binding; cysteine-type deubiquitinase activity.